Messenger RNA from Trichoplax adhaerens, 1305 nucleotides. RefSeq lists its product as uncharacterized. Gene Ontology annotation, cellular component: plasma membrane. Gene Ontology annotation, biological process: positive regulation of endocytosis; protein kinase C signaling; protein localization to plasma membrane. The transcript is spliced from 9 exons. The coding region runs from base 1 to 1305 and encodes 434 amino acids. Lineage: Eukaryota; Metazoa; Placozoa; Uniplacotomia; Trichoplacea; Trichoplacidae. The record is from RefSeq and is a predicted model, not a curated record.
AUGGUAUUCUUUGAAACUAGUGGUCCAAAUGAAGCUAUGGUAGUUUCAGGUAUGUGCCAUACUAGGCCAUUAGUAAUUCCUGGUGGCAGAGUUUUCGUUUGGCCAAUCGUUCAACGCCUUCAACGAUUAUCGUUGAAUACGCUAACUCUGAACAUAGACACACCUAAUGUGUAUACUCGUCAAGGUGUAGCUAUAUCUGUAACUGGUGUUGCUCAAGUCAAAGUUCAGAGCACCAAUGAAGAAAUGUUACAGUCUGCUUGCCAACAAUUCUUGGGUAAAACAGAAACUGAAAUGAGGCGUAUUGCGCAAGAAACGUUGGAAGGCCAUCAGCGUGCUAUUAUGGGUACCAUGACUGUUGAGGAAAUUUACCAAGAUCGUAAAAAAUUUUCAAAAAGUGUAUUUGAUGUCGCGUCAUCCGAUCUUGUUAGCAUGGGAAUUAGUGUAGUAAGCUAUACGUUAAAAGAUAUUCGUGAUAGCGAAGGGUAUCUACUUGCUCUUGGUAUGGCUCGUACAGCACAAGUAAAGAGAGAUGCUAUGAUUGGUGAGGCAGAAGCGAAAAGAGAUUCUGGAAUCAAGGAAGCUAGAGCUGAACAGCAAAAAAUGGCAGCCCAGUACACUAAUGACAUUGAAGUGGCUAAAUCACAACGGGAUUUCCAAUUGAAAAAGGCUGCUUAUGAUAUUGAAGUCAAUACACGCAAGGCCGAAGCAGAUCUAUCUUACGAGUUGCAGGCCGCCAAAACAAAGCAGAGAAUAAAGGAGGAAGAGAUGCAAAUCAAGGUUGUUGAACGUGCACAACAGAUUCAAGUACAGGAACAGGAAAUCACUAGACGCGAACGAGAAUUAGAAGCCCAAGUUAAACAACCUGCUCUAGCAGAGAAAUAUAAACUAGAAAAAUUAGCUGAAGCCAACAAAAAGCGAGUUAUCCUCGAAGCUGAAGCUGCAGCUGAAGCCAUACGAGUUAAAGGUGAAGCAGAAGCAUUUGCGGUUGAAGCAAAAGCGAAAGCUGAGGCAGAACAAAUGGCAAAGAAAGCAGAUGCUUGGAAAGAAUACCAAGAGGCUGCUAUGGUCGAUAUGGUAUUGGAAACUAUGCCCAAGAUUGCUGCUGAAGUAGCAGCUCCAAUCUCACAAGCCCGUAAAAUUACUAUGGUCUCUGGCGGAGAUGGAGAGGUUGGCGCUAGUAAGAUAACCGGAGAAGUUUUGAAUAUUAUCCGACAAAUGCCGAAGGUAGUUGAAGACCUAACUGGUAUCGACAUUACCAAGGUGUGUACUUAUAGUUUUUUCAAUUGUGAUGAUUUAAUUCUAUAG